Cimex lectularius (bed bug) is the source of this 2516-nucleotide messenger RNA. Its product is annotated as acetyl-coenzyme A transporter 1. The transcript is spliced from 7 exons. The record is from RefSeq and is a predicted model, not a curated record. NCBI's taxonomy places the organism in Eukaryota, Metazoa, Arthropoda, Insecta, Hemiptera, Cimicidae. Bases 570 to 2099 code for a protein of 509 amino acids. Gene Ontology annotation, molecular function: acetyl-CoA transmembrane transporter activity. Gene Ontology annotation, cellular component: membrane.
GCUCUUUUACUAUUCCGUACAAAACCCAAAACAAAAACAGCCAACAUUUUUUUAAAUUAUUUCCCUUUAAUUUCAACUUCAAUCGUUUUUCAUUGAAAUAAAUGUUUAAAUACAUAAAUCAAAAAUUAGCAUGGUCAAUUUUACGGUCAAUGGGUUUUCCAAAUUCAAAUUUACAUUAAAUGCCUCCAUGAUGGUAGGUUACGACCACGCUUUUACUUUUGGGUCUUGGUCUUCGAGUGACCGCGUACCCUACAGAACGGUCAUGCGUGAGUUGAUGUUUAAUAAAGGUUAAUGAGUAUUAAAGGACCACGUUGAAAAGAUGUCAUCGAUUAUUUUGCCAAUUCGACGACCUUGGUGGAAAUCGACGUGGACCAAUGGCAUUUUAUAACCUUACGUUGUUAUACUUUAUGAAAUUCGUCGUUAUGCCGCUUGAUUGGGUUUAUUGGACUCAGUGAAAGGUCAGUAGAACGCUUACCCACCGGUCUCUCUGGGAAAACCCCGAUCCUAGAACUGCCGAAGUGCUCGAAAGCUUUUUCGACAAUCGUCCUAUACCGACAACCUACCCACUGAUGUCCCAGCUCAGGAAAAGGAAAGGCGGUGGUAUCCUGGAUAUGCCGGAAGUUGAGGACUUGCCGGAUCUUCGGGGAGACAGGACCAACAUCAUCCUCCUCGUCCUGCUCUACGUCUUGCAGGGGGUCCCACUCGGCCUCACGGCUGCCAUACCUUUCAUCUUGCAGAAUCAAGGGGCGUCCUACACUCAACAGGCUGAAUUCAGUUUUGCCCUGUGGCCUUUUUCUCUGAAGCUCUUGUGGGCACCUCUAGUCGAUUCGCUCUACAUAAAAAAAUUCGGGAGGCGGAAAACAUGGCUCGUCCCUGCACAAUAUUUGAUCGGCAUCUCCAUGUUGUUCAGCUCAAUGAAUAUUGACAGUUGGUUGGGCAAUGUCGAGACGAAAGAGAACCCUCAGAUCAUGCUCUUGACGGUUCUAUUUUUCAUCAUGAACUCCUUAGCAGCGACACAAGACAUCGCGCUGGACGGCUGGGCGCUCACGAUGCUCAAAAAAGAAAAUAAAAGUUACGCAUCUACGUGUAAUAGUGUAGGACAGACUACGGGCUAUUUUUUAGGCUAUGUUGUAUUCAUCGCCUUGGAAAGUGCUUCUUUUUGUAAUUCUUAUUUGCGUUCUGAGCCUAAAGAUGUUGGAAUAAUCACUUUACCUGGAUUUAUGUUUCUCCUUGGUAUAUCUUUUUUGGUGGUCACUACACUAAUUGCAGUAUUUAAAAGUGAAAAGUAUGAACCGCUCAGAAUGGGUGUAUCAUCUUCAGAAGCGAUUUUAUCUAGUUACAGGCUCCUUAUUAACAUCCUGUGCCUUCCGAAUGUAAAAUUUUUCGCCUUUGUGCUACUAACUGCUAAGAUUGGCUUUGCUGCUUGUGAUGGUUUGACAGGCUUGAAACUGAUGCAGGGUGGAAUCCCUAAGGAAAAACUUGCAAUUUUGGCUGUUCCACUCGUGCCACUGCAGAUCGUACUUCCUAUAGUGGUAGCGAAAUUCAAUGAACCUGGAAAACCUCUUAACCUUUAUUUUAAAGCAAUGCCAUAUCGGCUGUAUUACAAUUUUGUAGCUGCAUUGUUUGUAUUUAUAACUCCAAAGUUAGUUGGCCAAGAUGGAAUGCCAACAAUUUAUUAUGUCGCAGUUCUAAUCGUACUAGGUGUACAUAGUUCGAUCAUGACAGUAAUGUACGUCCAAAUUAUGUCAUUUUUCGCCAUCAUAUCAGACACAGCUGCAGGAGGCACUUAUAUGACUUUAUUCAAUACACUGUGCAACCUCGGCGGCACUUGGAGUUCGACAUUGGCCCUUUGGCUUGUAGACUAUGUCACGCUGAAGAGUUGCUCGACGUCGGGUCUCGACUGUUCGACGGAGGCCACGCUCAAAGUCUGCGACACACAAGGCGGGAAGUGCCAUACAUGGUUGGACGGGUAUUACAUCGAAACGUUCAUUUGCUCGUUGAUCGGUUUCAUAUGGUACAGAUGGGGACGGAGGUCGGUUAAAAACAUUCAAGACGAACCGUUGGAAACCUGGAAAGUUAAAUCUUACUCGAGUUUAUAACGAUGAAACCGUCUGAAAUCAUUCAUGGCUGUGACAACGUUGUUUGAUAAAAAAAUUUCUGUCUCGUUUUUCUUUUUUCGUUGAAAAUAUUUUGAACAUAUAUAUUUGUAACUUUUAUAUUAUCACUUAUUUAUAUUUAAUCUUAAAAUGUGAUAUGUUUAUCAUGAGAAGUAUUUUCGUUGCUGGUUUAUGUUUUUAAUAAUGUUAACUACUUGUGAGUAAGCUUUAACAUUAACUUAUUGCCCACAUUUGUUCAAUUUGUACGAUUUGAAAAUGCUGCUAGAAACAAAGCUAAUUUGCACAAAAAUCUGCUAAAUAUCAAAUUAAGAAAUUGACAAUAUGGAAAUUUUUUUCCAGCUUAGAUUUAUUCUGUGGAAUUUCUAAAAUAAAUUCUGGAAGAGACUUUAAUUAAUUUUA